AUGGGCCAGAACUCGUCGAAAGUUUGUGCACCGUCCAUUCCGGUUGCUCCGCAGCUGUCGGAGCCGUCCCGUCCCGUAACGCCGAGCUUCGGAAGAGCUCAGACGAUGCUAGACGUCAGCCAGGCACUCGCCGCUUCUGGAGCCAACGUCGACGGAGCAGGACUUCAGAGAUCCUCUUCUGACACCGCUCUCAACACCUCUUUCCAGGGUUCGUUUUGAAAAAAAUCGAAAAAUAUUGUUUAAAGGAAGCAUCCUGGGAAAAAAUUGAAAAAUAAUCUGCCACUAUAGUCUAUACACGGUCAAAAAUUUUUUCUGACCAUUAGGCUGACCUUAGGGAAGGUGUCUUGAGACCUUCUUCAUCCCGUUACUAUUUCAUAAUCUCACAUUGCUAUUUCAUAAUCUCACAUUGUCAAAAUUCAAAAAGUGUAAAGGAACAGGCAUUGUCACCGCAGCCUUAACGGGGAAUCCCCGAAAUGGAACUCCAACAGAAAAUACCGUGGGAGGUCCAUUUCGGAGAGUGCUCUCCGAUACUGUUUGAAAUAAUUAUUAUAGCAUUUAUGUUCGUAAUUCGAUAUUCUCUUCGGGCUGAUACAAAAAAACGCCAAGUUAAAUUUUUGUAGUGUCAGAUUAUUUUUCAACUUCCUCCAGAGAUGUAUCUUAAUGAAGAGCGUUCCUUUGUGCGGUUUUUAGUCAUAUUUUUUUCAGCGUCGGGCCCGAAAGUAUACCAGCAAAAGACAGAGGAUUGGGGACGAAAAGAGCACUUCCUGAAGUUGGCGCACGCAUUCCACACGAACAAUUACUGA
Messenger RNA from Caenorhabditis sp. 36 PRJEB53466, 803 nucleotides. Lineage: Eukaryota; Metazoa; Nematoda; Chromadorea; Rhabditida; Rhabditidae. The record is from the annotation of a GenBank genome assembly.